Messenger RNA from Rhopalosiphum padi (bird cherry-oat aphid), 3968 nucleotides. RefSeq lists its product as uncharacterized. The record is from RefSeq and is a predicted model, not a curated record. The transcript is spliced from 9 exons. Bases 816 to 3425 code for a protein of 869 amino acids. Lineage: Eukaryota; Metazoa; Arthropoda; Insecta; Hemiptera; Aphididae.
CGUUACAAUAACGUUUUUUAAGUAGUACGGCACAUUAUUGGACGGUGUGCGUGCGUAGUGCGCCGUCGUACAGCAUUAGCAUAAUAACAUUGUAAAAGCGUAAAAACGUUCACCCCACCGAACGCGUUGCUGAACACGCCGUACUACACACACACACACGCGAUCUCCGGCGGCGGCGGCGGCGGCAGUAAAUGGUAAACACCGUACGUUAUCAAUGUCAAGGACUGCCAUUAUCAUCGCGCACACACACACACACGUACGCACGUACACAACAACAAAACAGAAGCGGAGUUAUUGAUUAUUUUUCGGCCAGUGACAACUGCUCUUUAAUAUUAUUAUUUUCGUUUCCGUUCCCCGUUAUUGUUUUGUUUUUUUUUUUAUCCGCUUAGUUUUUUUUUUUUUUCGUCAUCGUCGCUCCUACCCCACCGAAAAAACAUAAUAAUAUUUCGCUUGGCGACUCGCCGAAACCAGUGUGGUGCGGACGUUCGCGGGGGGGCCGGCCGUCUGCGUUUUCCGUUUGCGCGGUGUCGGAGGAAUGACGGCGACGGCGACGACGGCGGUACGCGACUAGAACGAUUGUUCGUCGCGACUUCGACCGCGUUCCGCGGCCUCGCAGUGUCGGUGGAUGCCCACUCGCCAGCGUACGCGUUCGAGACAGGAGCCGGAGCGCCGCGGUGUCCGAAUGGAGACGACUAGUGGAACAGUGUGAUUCGUAUCCAAUCUCUGGAGUUGGAUUUGAUUCCCCUACCAGAUUUCCUCUGUUGUACGGUAUCAAAUUGUUAAUAGCUCAAAAAUAAAGAAUAUCACACUGUACUAUGUUGCCCAAUACAAUUGCUGUAUCAUCUACUUUGCCAAGAGUGAAAAAUAAAACAUUCAAUGAAAACGAUGAAAAUAUUUCAUAUUCAAAGCCAGUAGAUUUUCAAAAAGAUCGUAAAAGUUGGCCUUUGGCACAGGUAAUGGAAUGUGUUGAUCUUGAAACGGUGUCAUGUAUACCAUCUUUAGAAUCUGGAAAGGAAACUAGCGUUAUAGACCCAAUUACUUCUUCUCACAAUAGUUGUGUGACGGUUCUUCAGACAGAUAAUUUACAGUCUGAAUGUACACGAAUGAAUGAACACGAAUCGUGUUUAGAUGAUCAACCAAGUAAUGUCUUAAAAAUUGUCUUGCCUCUAGUCAGCGAAAGUGUACCAUUGAAUGGCCAUCCAAUAGCUAUCGAACACAAUCAAUUCUUACAAGAAGAUAGUUCUGUUGUUUCAAGCAAUAAUCAUGUUCAAUAUUCUCCAGAACAAUGUGAAGAUAUGCCAGUUUAUGUAAAUAAAUAUGUAAAUAAUAGAAAUCAUUCUUUACCCGAAGACAAUGAACUAAAUCGAUUUAGUUCAACAUUUGAAGACAUAAAAACUUUACUUAAAGAAGGUCUAGUAGAUGGUCUAGAUGAAAUGCCACCAGACUUUCAACCUCCACAACCACCUCUGCUUUACAGAGUUUCUUCGUUACCAAAUCUUCUAAGUCAUGAUAGUACAAAAAACCAUCAUUCGUGUUCAUACUUAACUAUGUAUGCAACCAAACACGAAUUAUUUAUGAAUAAACUUUGCAAAAAUAUUGUUGCCAAACAUGAUAUGUCUGUGCAAGUAUCAACCGAAUUAUUUAAACAUCAAAAUCAAAAAACUUAUGUUGACACAAGCUGCCAAACGGAAGAUAUUUUUGUUAGUUGUCAAGUAAAUAAUGAAGUUUUGGCCCAAGAAAUCUAUCAAAAUGAUAAGAACAGUAAUGUUUUUAAGAAAGAGAUCAAAAUGAAUAUCAACGAUAAAGAUGAAGUUAAAAGUAACAUUGAAGAAAAUUGUACCAAUAUUGGUUAUACAAAUAUAAAUAUAAAUAAAAACCAUAACACUACUGUAGAAAAGGACUUAACAGACAUUGGUUACACAAACAUUAAUGUAUUUAAUAAAGAACUUCAAACUAAUACAGAAAAAGACUGUACAGAUCUUGAUUACUCAGAUGUCAUUAACUCUGAAUAUGAAAUCAAAACUAAAGACGAAGAGGACUGUGCCAGUUUUGGUUAUUCAGAUGUUAACACAUUUAACACAGCAAAUGAAGUUAAUGCCAACGGAGAGGACUGUACCAGUAUUGGUUACAUCAAUAUUAAUGUUUUUAAUAAAGAUAAUAUAAUAACUAAUAAUGAGGAUUGUUUUACUAAUGUUAGUUAUACCAAAAUCACAACUUUUAACAAAGCAUGCGAAACUAAACCCAAUGAAAAUUGUGUUAAUAUUGACUAUACAAAUAUGAAUGUAGUUGAGAAUGGAAAUGAAGUCAAUGUUAAUGAAGAUGAUAAUUUGAAAAUUGGUUACACCAAUAUAAAUACAUUUGAUAAAGGGCUUAAAGUUGUAAAUGGAGAGGACUGUGUUGACAAUGGUUAUACAAAUUUCAGUUUAUAUGACAAAGGACUUGACAUUGAUUCUAAUGAUGAUUGUGAAAAUUACGCAAAUGCUAACGUUUUAGAAGAAUUUGUGAAUGAACAAAUAAGUCUUAAUAAUACUGAUGGAGAUUUCGACUCAUUUUUAUUUGGACCACUACCCCCAUCACCUAUUGAAGAAAUUGUUUCAGAAUUACCUAUAUUGAAUGGUGUUGAAACAAAAAGGGAAAACUCUGCACCCGUACCUUUCAUAUUUGAUGUUCAUAAAAAUGAACCGAGUACUUCAAUAAUCAAAUCUCGAUCAAUAGACGCUGAAUUUUCUCAUAAUUUUCAACAACAUCAUAAAAUUGGAACACGAUCCGUGCAAUCGGAGAGAAGAACUUAUCCAUCUGAAGUACCCGUUUCUGAUGGAUACCCAAAACCGUUGAUGCUUAAAAGCAGUAUUCAUCCUAGUACUAUUGAAAAAUUAUCAGACAUUUCAAGUUCAUUGCCAGACACACCUCUUUUAGGAAGAUGUGAUUUUCCACGUCAGUAUUCAGCUACUGGUACUAAAACAAUGACUCAGAUGUCAAAUAGUAUGAGCAUCAAUAUGAGAGGUGCUGGUCAUGGUUCUAGUAUUGGUUUGGGUCAAGCAAUGGCUGGUGCAGAGUUGUUGCACUUAAAUGGGCCUGGUAGGGGAUGGUAUCCGCGACAACGACAAUUUCGUCCUGUAUCAGUUGAACAGCUCGAUAAAUUGGCUAGCAAAAGCCCUGUGGGCCACUCACAAUGGGAUUCUCGAGAAGGCCAUAAACCUGUUACAUUACCCCCUAACCUUACACCAAAGUUCUUUCACAGGUCCCCUAGAGAAGCGCUCCGACGUGUCACAAGUCUACUUAUUAGAAAGGGUAAUACUAACAAAAGUAACAAAUCUAAAACUGUAUUCUCUUCUUCAGUGAUUGGACCACACGGAGAUAUAAGUGAAGAAUGUGUGACCAGUCAAUCCAAACGUGGAUUUUUCAAAAGCUUAUGGAGAAAAUAAGACUUUUUAUAACGUGCAAUCAAAUUUUGUGGCCAUAUAUCUUAAUUUAUUUAUUAUUUAAUUUAUCAUUACUCUGUCUUUGAAUCUAUGUUUAACCUUGUGUUUACUUUACUAACUUUUACUAUAUAAUUUUUUAUAUGUUUUUUAUGUGUAAUGAAUUUUGACUUUAGCAAUAGAAUGUUUGACAAUUUAUAUAUAUAUUUAAUUUUUUUUUAACAUAACAUUUAAUUUCUUAUUAUUGUUUUUUUAUUAUUAUUAUCAUUGUAGAUUUUUUUUAGAUUGGAAUAAAUGAUUUAUACAAAUAUAUAACAUUUUGGUGUUAUACCAAUCACUUUAAUAAUUAGUUAUUUAACAUUUCUGAAAGUAUUUUAUGAUUUUAAUUUAAUUAUAAAUAGAACAUAUUUUGUUUAGUGUUCUAAAAGUCAGUAUUAUUAGAUAUUAUUUUCUAUAACUAUUUAUUAUUAAUAAUUACUAUUUUAAUUCUUUUAAUUGUCAAUUAAAAUAAUGAAUUUAUUUGAUAAUAAAUAUUUAAGAAUUAUAGCA